UGCAACUGAUAUAAGAAGCAACACACAGCUCUUUAGACUUUGCUCCUGUCUGGAGUAUAAAGGACAUAGUGUUUCUCCGCUCAUUUUGUCUGCAAGGGGACUGUGGAUCUAGCCUGUGACCUUGUGAUGUUUCCCCUGAGUAUCUCACCUGCAGCAGGUAAGGGAACACAUAGGGACAAGAGCCUGGAGCAGCACCAACAGACAUGGAUCAGGUAGCUGAAUCCAGACCAUCCAGCUGGCAGGUUAUGAUGCUACCUUAUGGGAGAGAUAAUCCAGUACAAUGCUGUCAAUCCACAGGAGGAGGAAGACUCUUGCAGCCACCACCUUUUUCCGUCAGCCAUAGCAUCCCAGUUUUACAGAUGAAUCUGAAAACUAGAGAAUAUUUGUUCCCCACUGUCAGUUCUAACCUUGAGCACUUCCCCCCUGGCUCCUCAGGGAGGCUGGCAGAAAGCAUGGAGAGCCAUGAAAUCAACACUGAUUUUUCCAAGAUGUGGAACCCCUACUCAUGUUGGGAUGAAGUAGAGAAACCAGCCCUUGGUAAAUGUGCAAGAACUAGAUCCAUCCUUAUUUCCUUUCUCAAGGUCCCCUUGAUGUUUGCCUUUUUAUACCUGUUUGUGUGCUCCCUUGAUGUGCUGAGCUCUGCUUUCCAGCUGGCAGGAGGUAAAGUAGCUGGAGAUAUUUUCAAGGACAAUGCUAUCCUCUCUAACCCAGUGGCAGGGCUUGUGGUAGGAGUCCUUGUUACUGUCCUUGUACAAAGUUCCAGCACCUCCAGCUCCAUCAUUGUGAGCAUGGUUUCCUCAGGAUUGCUGGAGGUAGGUUCAGCCAUCCCCAUCAUCAUGGGCUCCAAUAUAGGGACCUCAGUCACCAACACCAUUGUGGCACUUAUGCAAGCUGGCGACAGAAAUGAAUUUAAGAGGGCCUUUGCAGGGGCCACCGUGCAUGACUGCUUCAAUUGGUUGUCAGUACUGAUUCUGCUGCCUCUGGAAGUGGCCAGUGGCUAUCUGCACCACAUCACCAAAGUUUCCGUGGCAACUCUCAACCUGCGCAGUGGACGGGAUGCUCCAGAGCUCCUGAAAGUAAUCACGGAGCCCUUCACUGGCCUUAUUGUCCAGCUGGAUAAGUCAGUGAUCACAGGGAUUGCCACAGGCAAUGAAAGUUUGCACAACAAAAGUCUGAUUCGGAUGUGGUGUGAAGCGCCAGCUCCACAGGUUUCUUCAGCAGGCACAAGAGGAAUAUCCCUAAACUGCAGCUCCCUUAUACCAAACAGUCUGGAAAGUGCUGGAAACUUCAGCAGUGUCAUGACACAGAAAUGCAAUCACCUGUUUGUGGACUCCUCUCUGCCAGACUUGGCUGUGGGACUCAUGUUGCUGGCUGGAUCCCUGACUGUACUGUGCACCUGUCUUAUGAUGUUAGUCAAACUGUUGAACUCUGUGCUCAAAGGCCAGGUGGCCAGCGCUAUCCAGAAGGUCAUUAACACAGAUCUUCCAUCACCUUUUGGAUGGGCCACCGGUUACUUUGCCAUGCUUGUUGGUGCUGGGAUGACGUUUGUUAUGCAAAGUAGCUCUGUCUUCACUUCAGCAAUUACCCCUCUCAUAGGUCUUGGGGUGAUCAGCUUAGAACGUGCGUAUCCCCUCACCCUGGGUUCUAACAUUGGAACUACAACCACGGCUAUCCUAGCAGCCCUGGCCAGUCCAGGGGAUAAAUUGGCCAGUGCCUUGCAGAUUGCUCUCUGCCACUUCUUCUUCAACAUCUCUGGGAUUUUGCUGUGGUAUCCCCUGCCUUGUACUCGCCUCCCAAUCCGCAUGGCUGAAGCAGUAGGUGAGCAGACAGCCAAGUAUCGCUGGUUUGCCGUCUUCUAUCUGAUUAUCUGCUUCCUCUUGUUGCCGUCGCUGGUUUUCGGGCUCUCUGUGGCAGGAUGGCAGGUGCUGGUAGGCGUGGGAGCUCCAUUCCUGAUUCUUCUAGCUUGUGUGGCCAUUAUCAACAUCAUGCAGGCACAGAGCCCUGACCGGCUGCCCAGGUGGCUUCAGAAUUGGGACUUCUUGCCAUACUGGCUUCACUCUUUGGAGCCCUUGGAUGGGCUAAUGACCCGAGCCACAGUGUGUUGUGCUGCUCAUUGUUCGGGUAGCCAAGAGGAAUGUAAAAAGAAAUCGCCAGGAGUUCAUGUCAGAAGAGGCUUGCCGAAGCCUUCUGUUGUCUUCUUAGAGGAAUGGUCCCCGCCACCAAGACUCUCACCCCAGCUGAACAUCCUGCCAGUGCAGCAUGCUAGCCGCCUGUGAUUUGUGCUAGAACACAGCUCUGUUGCGGCCUGCGGACAGUGGUGCUCAGCAGACAAGCAAUAAUAUAAAGAAAAAACACGACAAGAAAUGGCAUCAAUGCAAAUACUGGAGUUUGUGCUGAUGGCUGCCCUCAUCACUGCAGCUCUGUCAUUGCCACGUGUGUAUGUCAGCCAAUAUAGGUUUAUGUCUCAUUGGGCAGAGCUUUUCAUAGGAAAUACGCCUAUAACUAGCAUUUGAUAAUCACUGUGCAUAUCGUUUUGUUAUGAACAUCAAAGAACGAAUGCAAAAUCAUCAGCGUAGGGACUACUUACAUACAAUGCAGGAGAGGUUAUAGUGCUUAUAAUGUAACAGAACCCCCAGUGGUGGGAUUCAGUCAGUUCGCACCAGUUCAGCAGAACCGGUAGCUAAUUUUUUGUUGUCCAGGCCCAGAAUGGACUUCCAGAAACAGCAUCCACACAGAGAACCGGUUAUUCACAUAUUUGAAUCCCACCAUUGAGAACCCCCAUUCUCGAUUGCCCGUAGCAUCUAUGUAACAGGAGUUCCAUAUAUUCAGUAGUUAUUUUGUAGCAGAACUGUAGGUCUCCCUGAGUAGUGUUGUCUCAAUGUACAACACAUUUGCAGAAUUACACAUAAGGGUGCUUAGAAGAUUUUUUCCUUUUAACUUGACAAACAGAUCCUCACAUCAUCUCAAAAUCAUAUAUGUGCUAAUUGAAACUGAUGAGAAUUGGAAGCAAAAACCAUCUAAAGGUUGUUUGAGCCUGUACUCCAUUUUAUAGUAUUGUCUUAAUAGAUGCAGACCAUCAGAUUCUUUAUGAGCAAGAAAGUAAUAUAUAGUAAUAGUCCCUAUACAGUAAUAAUUUUGGAAUAGCUAAGAAACAGAUGCUACAUUUGCACUGCUUAUAUUUCUGCUAGGAGGUAGUUAUAAAUCACUUCAAUUUGGGUUCCAGAAAAAUUAUAGAAAUAGAACUGGGGAGACAUUUGUUUCUGUAGUUUUUACUAUAUAAUUAUUCUUAUAAUUUUCAUUAUUUCAGUGAAAAUCCAGAUUGUGAAGGAUUUGAUGUGUAUUAUUUAUAAAAUCUGAUACAAUAUUCUUUUGGCUGCUGCUGAAUCUCAGCUGAGUUGAACCAAUACUAUGAUGCAAUCAGCAACUAGCAGUCUAAAAUCGGAGCCAUUUCCUUUGAUUUUUAAGUUUUUAAGAUUAGAAAAUCCUAUGUUAACAGAGAAUCUGAUCACAUAAGAAAAUGCUUUGGAGGAGAGGGAGUAAAUCUACCCCGUUAGCAGAAUCUGAAUUCUGUAGUUUGGUGCAGACCCUGAACAUGGUUUGAAUUAGGAGUGCAGCCACCACUUUGGAUGUUUUGCUUGCUGUUUAUUUUUUUUUAAAUUGCAAGCAGUAGCAACUUUCUAAUCUUCCCUGAAUCUCCUCCAUAUCUCAUGUUCACAUAUAUUUUAUGAUUAUGUCACCAGAAUGUGCACUGUGUCACUUCUGCCUUUGCAUUAGCACACAAUCCCAGGACACCUUGUGUUUCUGCUUCUGUCAAGUUUGAAUUUGCAGAGUUUCUUUCAGGCUUGUGUCCCCCGUUGCAUAAUUUGAGCAUCCAGAUGUGUUUCUAAGUCACUACUUCAAAAAUAAAAUUCACUGAUAAAUCUG
Crotalus tigris (Tiger rattlesnake) is the source of this 3924-nucleotide messenger RNA. It is a transcript of the gene SLC34A1, whose product is annotated as solute carrier family 34 member 1. Bases 204 to 2276 code for a protein of 690 amino acids. NCBI's taxonomy places the organism in Eukaryota, Metazoa, Chordata, Lepidosauria, Squamata, Viperidae. Gene Ontology annotation, biological process: sodium-dependent phosphate transport; intracellular phosphate ion homeostasis. The record is from RefSeq and is a predicted model, not a curated record. Gene Ontology annotation, cellular component: apical plasma membrane; brush border; vesicle. The transcript is spliced from 13 exons. Gene Ontology annotation, molecular function: sodium:phosphate symporter activity.